Molecule: messenger RNA, 5052 nt
Organism: Delphinapterus leucas (beluga whale)
Lineage: Eukaryota; Metazoa; Chordata; Mammalia; Artiodactyla; Monodontidae
Gene: TGOLN2
Product: trans-golgi network protein 2
Cellular component (GO): endosome; trans-Golgi network; trans-Golgi network transport vesicle
Source: RefSeq, a predicted model, not a curated record
CGAGAGCAGUAGAGGGCGGAAGCGCAGUCUGUGCAGGAUGAGUUUACGGGUUGUGUUCGUCUUGCUGAGCUUCGCAGCGGCGGGCUCCACGCAGCCCGCUACUUUGCCAGUCUCCUCAGCAGUCGCUCCGAGCACAGGUCCGGCUUCUACAAGAGACUCCAAGCUCAUGUUGAGCCUGCACCCUGAGCAAGAACACAGUGACAGACCCCCUCUGAAUCAGAAUACCGCGAAAACCGUCCCUGGCAGUUCGGAACCCGAGCUGCAGCACAAGAAUGACCGCCCUGGCAAUUCCUCCGGAGACCAGUCCACCACGUCGGUCUCCAGUCCCUCUUCUGGUAACAAGGAGCCCACCAAGUCCUAUUUAAACGCAGUAACUGACAAAGCUCCGCAGCCUUCCAUAACUGAAUCUGGGGGAAAAGUAUUGCUAGACUCUGACCGCUCUUCUACCCAGCAGGAGGGAGAAGGUAAGUCUUUAGAACCACCUGAAGAUGAGGAGCCCAAGGAGACUGAGGAAGGGGAUACAGAGCCUGAAGAGGGUGCACCACCCAAAGACGAGAAAGAAAUGCCUGGCCCUGCCUCCAGUGAGAACCGUGAAAGCACAGUUUUGAAUUCCUGGAGUAGGAAGAAGGAUGACCUUUAUAAGGAUAAUCUUGGAAGUUCCAGUGCAGAGAGCAGCCACUUCUUUGCAUAUCUGGUGACAGCAGCCAUUCUCGUUGCUGUCCUCUAUAUUGCCUACCACAAUAAGCGGAAGAUUAUUGCUUUCGUCCUGGAAGGAAAAAGGUCCAAAGUUACACGGCGGCCAAAGGCCAGUGACUACCAGCGUUUGGACCAAAAGAUUUGAUUUUUCUGUUCUUGAGAACCUUGUCCUCCCUGCUGAUCUGUUUCUAAAUCAAGAAAAAUGAAGAGAAAACUACUGUGACCUAAGAGACACACCCCCUCCUCUAGGGUUUGGUGGCAAGUCGCGGCUGGCAGAGGCAGGGGGGAUUGCUUUGGGUUUUGCACCUGCACUUUGGCGAACUUGUCCUCCUGUGUUCCCGUUAUUUAUGCUGGUGUCUUCCAGCCUGUCCCCCUGAGCGUGAGUAGGGAAGCAUGUGGGCGUGCCCAGCUGUGACCAAAGGGAGACCUCAGCCCUGGGCAGGUGACUGCUGUUGACUGCCCUCCCUCGGGUCUUGGCCCUGUCGUCAAGUUAGCCCUUGAAAACAGCAUUGCACUCGCCACUACUUACCUUUGCGGACCUAGGAGAAAACUACAGGCUGUGGUCCGUUUCUACCAAGGCCUCUCCCUUUGCGGGGAUGUGCCCUACAAAAGAUGUAGAAUGUAGUGAAUGCUGAUGGGCAAAGGGCUCCUUUGAACACGAGCAGCAAACCAAAACUGCAGCUGAAAAACAUGCUUUACUGCCUGCGAGUCCAGCCUGCCUAGUGCAAGCUCUUCCCGUUCUUCUGACAUUUUCAUAUUAUUUAAGACGAAGUGAAGCCACUUCCAUUUAGUUGUACUGAGCAGAAAACUGAACUUGGGGGUUCUGGGAGGAAAGCUGUAAAGCCACUGUGCCCAUCACAGAUGUUUUAAAAAUCACAGUUAACGAUUAUUGAAACAUUGUGUUCAUCCCUACUCACCAUCAUUACAGAAACUUUUUGAAGUAGGGUGAGUUCAUGCUUUGGGCAAGAAAGCAAGGACUGUUUGGUUUGGGUCUAAAAAUUUCGAAGGGCUUUUAUGAAACACGUUUCCCACAAACUCUGUUUUGCCUUUGUUGCCUAAAAUAGACUUACAUUUACAAACUGACUAUACUCCCUCCUUUACCUGAAUCUAGGUAAUGGUCCUCUUAUCUGAUAAAAAACGCCAAGGCUAAUUAGUAAAAAUUCUCCUUCUGUCCCAUGUCAGGGGUUAUUAAAAUUUAAGAAACUCAGGGGACUUCCCUGGUGGUCCAGUGGUUAAGACUCCGUGCUCCCAAUGCAGGGGGCCCGGGUUCGAUCCCUGGUUGGGGAACUAGAUCCCGCAUUCUGCAACUAAGACCCAGUGCAGCCAAAUAAAUGAAUAAAUAUUAAAAAAAAAAAAAAAAAAAGAAAGAAAGAAACUCAGAGAGUUCCCCUGAGGUAACUGAGGGUAGUGUUUUGGAUCAGAUUAUUGUUUUAUUUAAAUCUGUUCUAGUUGUGCUACCCUAUUAUCAAGAGCCUAAAGAGAGUUGUUUCUGGGGAAAAAAAACAAAAAACAAAACAAAACUGAAAGAGAAUAGCUGAUCUCAGGGAAAUGCAAAGAGUGUGGGAAGUGAGAGGAACAGGAUGAAUUGUAGGCCAUUGAAGAAGUCUGGCGGAAGAAGGGGCCAUCUUGUUUGUCAUGGUAUCUUCCACCUCGCUUAAAACAGCCCGUGACUUUGAGUUGAGACUUUCAUUCUCUGCAGGUAACAUCUGUAGAGGUAAGGAAUGAGGACUCUUCUUGGCAUCAUCCCCUAAGACCAUGGUUAUUUAUUCCCUUUUCUGUCUCCCCUUUCCCUGCCUUUCUUCCUCCCCUCUAAUGUUUUCUCUUUCUUCCUGUCUCCACUCACCCCUUUCCUUCCGUCUUCAUGCAUGCCCAGAUUCCCCGCUCCCAUCCAUCCUAUUUGUGGUCCAGCUUCCAUUCCCUUGCCAUGUAUCUUCCUCAUAACCUUUACAGAGUCACUUCGGUCCUUGUCUUCCUGCUAAUAAUGUUUUCCCAGAGGUUCAGAUCCCCAAAUCCAGUGGCUUGUUCUCAACGCUCAGUCUUGUCCCUGAUAGAAUUGGACACUUAGACCAUCAAAUCAAACUUCCCCUCUUCUGGUCUCUCUGUCCUGGCUUCUGAGAACUCCUUUGUCUUAUCCUGUGCUGGUGGAGGAGAAGGCCCUCAAAGACAGGUCUUUGUCUUUUCCUUUGUCUCCCUAGAAACUCAUCCAUUCUUUAUCCUCUGAGUGAGUGACUCCCAAGUUUUUAUCCUUGGCCUAGUUCCCAAAGAACCCAGUCCUGCCGUGUGCUGAAUAUUUCAGCUUGGUCAUCCUGUUGUCACGGAAACGGAAUUUCUCUCUUCUACCCAUUAAGAGGCCCCUCUCAACUGCCCAAUCUCUUGAAUCAUCUCAACUCCGAACUGCAGACUUGUGCCGUUUUUAUGUCUUGUCACGAAAGUCCUGUCCAUUUUUAGAGAACCAUCUCCAGCUACAGUCUCCAUUUUCCUUGUUUCCCUGCCCCACCCACACCGCCACCCAUUCCACUUCUCUCCUAGAUUUUUUUUUUUUUUCCAAGAGCCACCUACAUUGGUCUCCUGUCCAUUUUUUGUGUAUGCGAAGAGAGCAGAGUGAUCUUUCCAGAGUACUUGCCGUGAUCUGAAGCGUGUCUCGUGGCUUCGAGAAUCAAGUUCGUGGACUCUGGUGUUCAGGGCUCCACAGGCCGGCACUGUCCUGCCUGUCUUUCCCUGCAUCCUCGCUGGGCCAAAGGUCCCUCUUGCCGGGCCCAUCCAGGCCUCUGUGCCUUUUCGUCCUUGCUGCGUCCUCCAGUCCCUGGCUUCCGGUGGCUGUUUUCCAGUUAGGGCGCGUCCCCCCACCUUCUCUUCUUUCCCUUGCCUCCCCGAAACCUGUUUUCUCAGGGCCCAGCUCACGUUUGCCCAUGCACCUUCCUGACUCCCCUGCCCCGCGUGAUUGGCUCUUUCCAUUUUACUGUAAUAGCUCCUGGUAAUACCACUCACACAUUUUGGAACUUGAGCAAAACAGGGCAGCCGGUAUCUGCCAUCUCUGUCUGGUCUCCCCAAGAAAAUGAAGCUCCUUCAGGAGCACCCAGGGCGUCAUCUGCGUAUCUGCCUAACAUGGGACAGUCCCCGGGGACUUGAGUUCAGUUUCUUCUUGCAAAGGAGACAUGUUCUUUGUUCAGGACAUCUGGCUGUGACUUAACUGAGGUCUCACACGGCUCUUUCUGGCUACUGGUUGCUGUCCCUCAUGGAUGGAUAUUGAUAGUAAGGAGGAGAGCAGAAAGAAAGGUUGGUUUCAGGCACCAAGUAGGUUGGCACCAAGUGGACGCAUAAGUAUUGUUGUAGAGUCUGCAAAGCUUCACUUUUUGAGCCUCUGAGAAGUAUGGUUUCUUGUGUGAAAGAGUACAAAAGAAUUUAAGUUUCACUUUAGAAAUUGCACUGAAAGAAAUCUCCCACAACAAAGGAGAAGCUGUUUUCUGGGUAGUUGUCUUUUUGAAGAGAGACUCUUUGAAGAUGUUUUCCUAGAGAUUGUGCACAUGAGGGUGGACUGGUGGGGGAGGGGAGGAUCUCUCCAGCGGCGGGGGCGGGGCGCGGGGGGGCGGGCAUGAGAGGUGCCCUGUCCAGAUGGCUCUGUGCUUCCUUUCCUGGCCCCAGUUUUUGGUGGCAGGGUGGUUUCUAUUUGGAGGAAUCUGUGCUUCAGAAUUAUUUGAAGAGUCUACCUCUGGACUCUGUGGGAGUGGAAGGCUAGUCUACCUGGAAAGGCUAAGAUAACUCAGAAAGACCUGACAACUAGCUGUGUACACACUGACAUUUCUUUUCACAUAAUGGCUUUCAAUGAAACUUUUGGUGACAGAACUCUAAACCUCUAAAAUUCCCGAUAAUGAUUCUCAUUUUCUUCUCCCAUUUCAUGCCAUUUAAUUCAAAAGCCUGCCCCUCAUUUUUGCAGGGUGACUUGUUAUGUAAUGCUGCAUGUGUGAUGAAAGCUAGCACGCUUUGCACAUGUUCUGAAUCAUUUGAACAGGGAAGACGAGUAUGCCAUACACCAGACCCUGUACUUCUGCCAGCUGUUUUCUAAAAACUCUCGCUGGGACAGUUGCGUUUGGCAUUGCCUUGCUUAAGAAAGAAUCCUGAGAAGAGAUUCUCAAGUUUAAUUGAACCGUACAUCCAGAACCAAGGCUGAAUCUCACCUCAGUUUCUUAAGUCACGUGUGAAUUUCCUAAAUAUCCCAAUCUAGAAACUCCUCUGUAAAGGCAUUGGGUCUGAGCUGUAUAGUGUUUCAAGCUGCCAACAAAGUCAGCUUCCUCACACUUGUCGAUAUCCCUUUAAUUCAGAAGUCUAACAUGUUCAAUAAAUGGUUGAUUGUUGAAA